Messenger RNA from Leptosia nina, 570 nucleotides. Lineage: Eukaryota; Metazoa; Arthropoda; Insecta; Lepidoptera; Pieridae. The record is from the annotation of a GenBank genome assembly.
AUGUUUAAGGCGAUUUCAACCACAGCUAGACUUUCGAAGUCUCAAAUAUCGCGGUCUCUUCCUGCCUUUUCUACAGGCAGUUCUCGCUAUGCGUCGAAAGACCCAUCUAGCCGUAAGGAGGCGCCUAAAAUUGACACUGAAACCGUCAUAGCUUUACCAGAAGAAGCUAAAGAGAAACAAGUUUACGAUUCACAAAUUUGUGUCCCUACCAAGGUUGACCUGUCACCAAUAACUGGUGUGCCAGAGGAGCACAUUAGACAGCGCAGAGUUCGUAUCUACCAACCACCCAAGAAUGCAAUGCAGAGCGGCACUAACAACAUACAUCAUUGGGAAAUGGAAUUUGACACUAGACAGCGCUGGGAAAACCCUCUCAUGGGCUGGACUUCUACUGGAGACCCCCUAUCAAACCUAAAACUCCAGUUUGCUUCACCCAAUGAAGCAAUUGAACAUUGCGAAAAAAAUGGUUGGGUGUGGUACUUAGAUUGUCCUAAGACCGAAAAAGCUUACAAACCCAAGAGCUACGGUAUCAACUUUUCAUGGAAUCGCCGUACAAGAGUCUCAACCAAGUAG